AUGGCAAGCUCCCGGAGGUCAGAGCCUCUUUCUGCUCAGGAAGCGUAUCCCCAGAACUUAGCACAGCCCCGGCAUGUCCUAGGCGCUCGGGCGGUGUUUCUUGGGUCGGGCAAUGGAGGGGGGAUCCGGAGUAGCUCGGGACAGAGCCGCUUCUGUGGCGUGAGGGACCCGGGCCGAUUCUCCCACCACUUCCCUCGAGACCAGCCCAGAAGGCACGUGUCUCCUUCACGGACCCCAAUGUCCUCCCCAGGCAAGCACGGAGACCGCUUCAUCCCGUCCCGAAGCGCGGCCAACUGGGACCUGAAAUUCCACAGGACACAAGACUCGGAGAAAUCCCUGAAGGAGAAGCGGCCAUCCAGAAAGGCCACGUGGGGCAGCAGCCCAGUCUACUCUGCCUUACUGAGUAAUGAGCUGCUGGGGGCUGGCAUCGAGAGAGUCCACGACGCCAAGGGAAGGGGGCAAAGGCUUCCCCAGCCUCGCAGCCCGGAGAAGGAGAAUCUCUUUGUGUACAGCCCCAGCACGGAGGGCUGGAGACGCGACGAGGCCGGCGCGGCCCCCCCUUACGGCGUGUCGCCCGUCAGCAGCAAAAGCCGGGCCUUGCUGGCGUCGCAAAAGAAAACCCCGCAGAGUAUCCCCGCGAAGCCUUUCAAAAUCCUCGAGGCCCCGGAGCUGCGGGAUAACUUCUGCCUGAACCUACUAGACUGGUCUUCCCUCAACAUCAUCUCCGUGGGCCUGGGUACUUCUGUCUUCCUGUGGCACGCCGCCACGUGCCAGGUGAUGAGGGUGUGCGACCUGGCGGUGGGGGGAGACUCCGUGACCUCGGUGUGCUGGUCCCAGCAGGGCAGCUUGCUAGCAGUGGGCACGCAGAAAGGGUUCGUGCAGGUCUGGGACGUGGUAGCCGAGAGGCUGGUGUGCGUGCUGGACAAGCACGGCUCCAGAGUCAGCGUGCUGGCCUGGAACGCGGACCAGAUUUCUUCUGGGAGCCGCGACAAGCUGAUCCUCCAGAGGGACCUCCGCACCCGGGCCAUGCAGUCUCGGCGCUGCCUCCAAGGCCACAGCGGGGAGGUGUGUGGCCUCAAGUGGUCUACGAAUCACAGGCUGCUGGCCUCCAGCGGAAAGGACAACACGGUCGUGCUCUGGACACCCGCCAGUCCGAAGCCUGUGCAGCAGCACACCGGCCACAGGGCGGCCGUGAAGGCCAUCGCCUGGUCUCCCCACCAGCACGGCCUCCUGGCGUCCGGCGGCUCCCAGGCCGACCGCGCCAUCCUUUUCUGGAACACGCUGACCAAUCAGACCCUCCAGAGCAUCCAUACCGGUUCCCAGGUGUGCAACCUGGCCUGGUCCAGACACAGCAACGAGCUGGUCAGCACCCACGGCGCCCCGGAAAACCAAAUCGUCAUCUGGAAAUACCCCUCCCUGACCCAAGCCAACCAGCUCACGGGCCACGCCUGCCGAGUCUCGCAUCUGACGAUGUCUCCCGAUGGACAGGUCAUAGCUACGGGGGCCUCGGACGAGACUCUCAGACUCUGGAAGGUUUUCAACAAGACCCAUCCGUCCAGGCCGUCCGAGUCCACCCUCGACCUCUUCACCCGUAUCCGCUAA
Molecule: messenger RNA, 1602 nt
Organism: Gracilinanus agilis (Agile Gracile Mouse Opossum)
Lineage: Eukaryota; Metazoa; Chordata; Mammalia; Didelphimorphia; Didelphidae
Product: fizzy-related protein homolog
Exons: 4
Biological process (GO): positive regulation of ubiquitin protein ligase activity; positive regulation of anaphase-promoting complex-dependent catabolic process; anaphase-promoting complex-dependent catabolic process
Cellular component (GO): anaphase-promoting complex
Molecular function (GO): protein binding; ubiquitin ligase activator activity; anaphase-promoting complex binding
Source: RefSeq, a predicted model, not a curated record